AUGCAGCGAAGCUGUCGGAGCCAGGAAUUUAAAUGGCAAUGAGUCAUAUCUUCUACACUGAUAGAAAAUGGAGUUAGCUACAACCUAGGAGUGCAAGUUGGUAAAUUUGGGAGAAAGAUAGCAAGCUUUGUAGGUGCAGUGAAUAUUGUUGAGCCUGGAGCGAUGGAUUGCAAUUCUGCACGAGCUGCUGUGCCUGGAAACCACUUGAGAUCGGUUACCAUCCUGGGAAUCGAUUGACCAAUCAGAGCACAGGGCUAAAUAAAUUAAUUGCACCUCUGACCAAUCAGCAUGGAGGAAACCGCCCCGCAAUUAUCACGUGAAGUUGGAGUCUGGCUAAAAUGGCGAAUGAUUUUCUACCCUUGAUGUUGUUGUUUUACCGACUUUUUCCUCAAAAUCUCCACAAACGGAAGGAGAAAGAGCAAAGAUUUUGCUCGAAUGUUAAAGUAUGGACUGAUCUACAAUAAACUUGUGAUUUUCUCAGCGCUUCGCGGCCCCUGUAGCUAGCAAACUGCGCACACAAAUGUGGUAGUGAGCCGAGGGCUGUUGUCUGGUGUGUCAUUCAAUCUGGCCAGGGUUGAUUAUGUAGGGGGCGACUCCCGGGCCUUUGAUCGCUCAGCUCGGCGGCCAUAGCUUCGUCCGUGGUUUUGCCAGUACCACAGGCCGCCAAACCGCCCGAAUUCAGCACGAUUUCCACAUGACCGAGGCAACUCUAGUCCAACAUGGCCCAUAGGCUGACAUUUGAUCUUGAGGGAGCAGGUGUAGCUGACAGCCUUUCAUGCAUCCAGGAGUAAUGAGGCCCCAGCUAUUAGCAUGUAUCAGGGUAAACACAUCCACUACUCGGAGGUAGACAACAAGCCGCUGUGUUCCUAUAGCCCCAAACUCUGUAAGCAGCGCAGGCUCAACGGCUACGCCUUCUGUAUCCGCCAUGUCUUGGAGGACCGCUCUGCGCCCUUCAAGCAGUGCGAGUUCGUGGCCAAGUACAACAACCAGCGUUGCACCAACCCCAUUCCUAAAAGUCAGGACAGAAACUACUGUAACAGCCACUUACAAGUAAUGGGGCUGGCUCCCAAGAAGGAACGGAGAAAAACCUCGAAAGAGAAGGUAAAAAAGGAGCCGGACAAUCUGGUGCAUGUCGGUAACUUUCCUGCCUGGGACCCUGUCAUGCCGUCAGUACCACCAAUCACCAUCAAGCAGGAGCCUCCCGACGAACCCGUGUUUCGCAAACCGGAGCCGCCCGCCAAGGGGAAAUCCGUCAAGUCGCGACUGCACAACAAAAUCACUCAAAACAGACUGAAAAAGGAGGACAUGAACUGUCAUCAGCUCCCGACUUUCUCAACUUCGCACAUGACUGUACCGCCCCCCUCCCCACACCUUUCCCUGCACCCAUUCCAUACCGGUAUGAUGCCUUUCCAUCCUUCGAUACCCCCCUCCCCCAUGUCGUACCCCCUCCCCCCACCUUAUAUCCCCCCCACUGUGCCUUUCAUGCCCACGCGGCCCAGGAAACCCAGAAAAUGCGUGCAGAAGUACCUCCACGAAGCGCGGAGGUCAGAGGUCAGGAGACUGAUGAAGUUGUUGCAAUGCAGAGAAGAGGCGAGGGGAGACCUGUUUUCAUUGAUAGAGUCAUCAGACAGCGAGGACGAGUCACAUGACUCGUUACCAUGGCAACAUUCCUGGUUCUCAGAUGAUUCUGAGGAAGAAGACUCAUCAGAUUCUGUGGAUGCGUCGCCGGUGAGACCGCGGGACAAGCGGUUAGUCACGGUGCACCGUAGCCUGUGCAGGAAGUAUGCCCAACUCCUGCAGUCCCUCAGGAGAAGUGCAGACCAACAGGCACUCAACCAGCAGGAGUCGCGGGCAGUCCUGGGGUCCUACGGCUCGGACAGGAGAGAAACUGUGGAAGUGCUAAGAGAGGAGAGCAGACACAAAGACAGUGUGGUGGUCAGACACAGCCACAGACCCACAGUAAGAAGAAGAGAUGUGGGUGUGUCCAGGGUGUGUACCGGGGACUGGGAGGGACAGAAGUGCACCAGGAGAGCCCUCCCCCUCACAAGAUUCUGUGUGCAACAUGUGGGAGUGAAUCCCGACCAGCUGCUAUACCAGAGGUGCACGGCCAGGUUUUCAGACGGGCGGCAGUGUAGCACGACUGUCUUCGACAUCGCACACGAGAGACCACUCUGUCAGGAACACGCCAGGAAAAGGGAACUCUCCCAAAAGAGAGAAGCCGACAGGAAAGCGGCAGCUGCCCUUGCUGCCCAGCAUGGGCCUCCCCCAAAGAAGCCGCGGAAGAAGAGCAAGUCCUCUCACUCCCGCUCCUCCAAGAAGAGCAAGAGUAAAAAGAAGAGGAACAGCCGGCCGCAGAAGCCAAUCCCACCGGCCAAGCCCGUGGGUAACAACGACAUCUCGCUUAGUCUGGGGAUCGAUACGUCUGCGUUAAGCCCUGCACCUGAGGGCAUUGACCCUGAUGACAUCACAGAAGACCUACAGGAACUGGACGGUCAUGACAUUGAAAAGUCCCUUGAGCUUGACAUUGAUGCCACGGACCUGAAUAUCGAUAACGUGCAGUCGGCGCUGGAAGGGACGCAUCACGCACCAGGGUUGUUAGAGUCACAUGACUUUGCCGAUGUCCUCCCAAAGUUGCCGGAGGACUUGGAAGGUUUUGACUUUUUCACAGGUAAGAACGGGGAGUUUGUUCCCACACGAGAGGAGGCUGAGGAGCUGGAGCGAGCCUUGGAGGCCGCCAACGACGUCGUGAAGAAACUCCAGUCCAACAACGAGCUGCCGAGCCUUAUCAUGCAGGGAGACGGGCAGGACAAUCACAUGACUGGUCACAUGAUCAGCCAGGGCAGCGGACUCAUGGAUCAUGGGAGUUUGUCCCAGUCUUCGCCCGCCAUGGACGUGGGGUCGCUCAUGAACAAUGACCUUGGGAAUAGCGACCUCCACAUACGGGACAGCGGUCUGAACUCGUUUGACCUGGAGAACCCCGUUUCUCUGGCGCUGGUUUCGCCCAGCCUCAGCACCAAUCAGGGCAUGUUUCCGCCGGGGCAGCUCAACAACGGAGUGCCAUCUCCAAGCGACGCCUCGCGCCGCGGGCAGGUCGACAAUCAGUCCCCCAUCAUGAUGAGCCAUAUUCCCACGUCCUCGCAGGGCAGUCCCUACAACAACGACCAAAGACUUCUGGGUAAUAACGGUCACUACGGUAACGACCUGGCCUCUCUCCCCACCAGUACGGAGGUCGGGACGCAGAGACCCCCGUGGAGCUCUCUCAGCCCGAGCGAACGUAACAUGAUACUGGGCGCGGCGGGACAGCAGAUCCUGAACACGGCGGUCGGGCAGCAGCUGGUGAACGCGGGGAUGUUUUCGCUGCCCGUGUCGUCACAGGGAAUCAGCUCCAAGUACCCGCCCGCCGUGACCUUGGGACCAACGGCCGACCCCAUGAUGCUGAAGCAGCAGCUGGAGGGCGAGCGGCUGCCGGAGCACCUGUACUCGCAGCUGCAGCAGGCGCUCAACAUGAACAUGAACAUGGCUCACAACAACGCAGAGAAAACCACGGAGCCCACAGACCCCGUCCUGAACAACUAUUCCUCCUCGGGGGUGACUUUUCCUGCCAAUGGACAAUAACGGCGUGUUGGUCGUCUGGGAGAUGGAGAUAGUACCUGGUGUAGAAGGAGACGGUUCCUGGUGGGUAGUGGACAUGAGCGCCCCCUGGCAGCAGUGGAGUACAACUGUACUUAAUCCCAUACUGGAUAUAUGGUGUCUUUCAAUGUUAACAGUCUAGUCACUGUAUAGAUUGUCUUGGUAGUUAUAGCCUACAUUUACCAAGCAUGCUGUCUACCCUGCUCACCCCCACACUUCUAGUGGAGGCUACCACACCUCAUGUUAACUCGCUGUAAUGCAGAAUCUACCAUUGGGUCAAAAAGGGGGGAAAAUUAACUGUAGUAAUUUUCAUAAACAACACUGACUUUGGCAAGGUUCAUUCUGUAACAGUAGUAGGGGUGGACAGGUUAGACUAGCAGCAGAAAUAUAAAAAAAAAGAGUAUUCUAUCUUUGAUAGGCCUUGUAUUGGGGCAUGGAUAUAUUUGAUAGCUGUACAUGUAUACCUCUCUGUCAGGGAUCUUUUCUUCCUUCCUUCCUCCUUUUUCGGACUCCUGCGACCACCGUGGUUGUUUCUAUGUGUGUACAGUGACAGAGGUCUAUUUUACUGUUAUGUGUAUAUAAUGAACCUAAUAGAAAAAUUUUAUCGCUUCAAAUGUGGUAGAAGACACAGAUGUUGUUAUAAUGUAUGUUAAACUUGUGCGCUAUUUUAAGCCACAAGCGGUCUUUGAUGACCAAUCAGCUAAUUUAUUAGAUACGGCUCAGUAAGGGGAAUAUGGGGUUGUGUUGACAUUGCUUAGUGUUGGAUGCUAUGCUUACACUUAUGUUUGUGGGCAUAAAUUUGUAUCUGUGUCUGUACAAAUAUUUUGGGCCACUACAGAAUCAGUCUUGAUACACAAAGGGCAAACAAGGAGGCUAUUUUGGUAAAAAAAAAUGAUACUAUGUAUCUACUAGUCUUUCCAGUUUCCUCUCAAAGUGGAUCCCUUUGGAUUGAUUUCCAGCUAAUCAUAUUAUUUGAUCUAUGAACGGCCAAUUUUCAAAAUUUACCAGGAAAUCAACAUGAGUAUCAUGUUAACCCCCAAGGUAGCCUCCUUGUUGUACAACCCAGCAUAGUGUUGUCAGGGACAAUACAGGUUAUAUAUGUGCUUCAAUACUGCCAUGGAACAUUUAUAAGGUUUUUCUACUAUAUCUUUGUCAAUUUUUCAACAUCACAAAGCCACGGUUCCAGAGUCAGAAUAGAAAGGUUUUCAGAUGAGCUUGAAUUUUGCCUUCUGACAUGAAAUACAGUUCUUUUGUGGUAAAAAUUUGAAUGGAAAAAUAUUCUAUUUCAGCCAAAAUACAAACAUUUUUACAAGACAAUGACUUCUAGUAGAGAAAAAGACAAAACUUGUGGAACUGGUGUUCUGUGAAUGAUACUAGAUUUCUUCGUGUUUGUGGCAGCUGUGGUAAACAAGUUCAUGUGCACAUUUUUGUUCGGUCUGUGAAUCGCUGUUGUUAUAUUAAGUUGUUUUGCUGUAGAUUUCACCUCCUCGUUUUAUUUGUUGUAGUUGCAGUAUUCUCUAAAUAAUGUCAUGUAAACAGCCCUACAUAUGGAAAUGUAUUCAAGUCAAAAUAGCAGGGAACUAGGCCGCAUAAACUAUAGAAUUUUUUUGUUACCUUAGAACCUUUGACCCCUGACCCUUGACCUUUGAUAUCACAUGACUAUACUGUCCUUGUUGCACGUGGUGGCAUCACCACAAGGAAAUGAGCAAUACAGGAUGAACAGUAAGAUUAUGGUAUGUUAAUGUUUAUUUUGCUGGUAUCCUAGGACAUGCUUUCCUAAAUCAUAAAGAAAAAUACUAUUCAGAAUGACUUUCUCGCGGGAAAGUCAUAGUCUGAUACUACGAAAGGGUUUAGCGACAGUGUAGGCGUGUAAAUUGACGCAUCGCAUUGGGUAGACGUAUCAAAAGUUUUUUAAAAACAUUCCAGCCCCUUCCUUCUAAAAAAACUUGCUGAGCUAGAUUUAUUUUGUGAAGAAAUAACAUAUCUAGUACCUUAAGGCUUUCAAGUGUUUUUGCUUGUGGGGAAAACAGCCUUAGAUACAACCGUUUUGUUCAGAAAUUGUCUCUUUAAUGGUUGAAAUUCUGGAAGCAGGGUGUACAGUGUGAAAAAGGAAAGUGGACUCUUUUCCUGUUAUCACAGAACACCCCAUGAUUGAGACAUUAUCAAACUCUUAACUUAAGGCUUCAGGGAGAUGGUUGGAAAAAAAUGUUGAUUUUUGCCAGCCUGUAGGAUUUGCUUCAUCUUGUUGCACAUAUAUUGUUAUGUCAACCACAUAGCGUCUAGUUACCGUGGAACAGGCUAUGUGGCCCUGAUGCUUGCAAAUCCAUGGCAUCUAGGACAAAAGUCAACAAAUUCCAAGAAACUCUCAAAUUGUACAAGCUCUGCUGAUGAAAACCUGGGGACAAUUUUUCUGGUAAAAGACAUGGAUGAACUUGUUCUGAUAGGGCUUGUACUUAGGUGGUCCAUUGGUAUUGUGCACCGUGGUUCUGUCUUUAUAAACACUCUCCAUGCAAUAAAAUCUAUUUU
Branchiostoma floridae (Florida lancelet) is the source of this 6156-nucleotide messenger RNA. RefSeq names its product INO80 complex subunit D-like. The transcript is spliced from 11 exons. The record is from RefSeq and is a predicted model, not a curated record. The coding region runs from base 811 to 3615 and encodes 934 amino acids. NCBI's taxonomy places the organism in Eukaryota, Metazoa, Chordata, Leptocardii, Amphioxiformes, Branchiostomatidae. Gene Ontology annotation, cellular component: nucleus.